Molecule: messenger RNA, 3194 nt
Organism: Medioppia subpectinata
Lineage: Eukaryota; Metazoa; Arthropoda; Arachnida; Sarcoptiformes; Oppiidae
Source: the annotation of a GenBank genome assembly
ACCAAUGGUCGGCGGCGGCGGCGAUGGACUGGGCGGCCGUAUUAACCGACGUGUGGGUGACUUAUCGCUGGCCCCGUCUCAGCUUUACUAAUGAUAUGGAUUGGAGAACACCGGCGAUGCUGACCAGCGCUUCGGGCCAUACAUUGACUUACAGUGAAAUACGAUUCAAAUGUGACGAAUGCUCGCAAACCUACGGCACUGACCGUCAGCUCAAACGGCACCAAAUGUGCCGACACGGCGUACGUCAAUCCAAUUCUCGCGAUCGGGAGCCACGCGAUCGCCAGUACGACAAAGGGUCACAUUUGGCGGCACACAUACGGGACAAACUCGGCUACCGGUGCCCAUACGACCGCUGCGCGCGACGGUUUGAAUCCUAUGGUCUUCUGCAGGGGCACCGACUCAGAGCCCACUGUCCCUACCGAUGCGAUUACGAGCCCUGCGACCGGCGGUACUCUACUAACGAUGCGCUACGCGGGCACCAGCAGUCGUGUUGUUAUCGGUUGGACGCUCGGCGCACACUCUCCACGUCGUCGUCGCACAGAUCCACCGAAAAGACCUAUCGGUGCGAUGUUUGCCCGCAAAGGUUUAGCAAACGGGCUCUACUCGACGCCCAUAUCUGUUGGCCUCAGAAGCGCCGGUCCGGACACUCCGUAACGCCCGACGGGCGCCGCUUUGAGGACAGGGAGAGUGAGAGGGCCCGCAACCGAUCAGUCAGUACCACAACCGACGCCGGAGACCAGACACCGACUAACGUAUCGCACAAAUUGGUUGACCCGUCCGUAGCGCUCAAUACGGCCCACAAUAAUAGCCAAACGUCGGACUCGAUUGAGUUGAACAACAAGUAUGUGAAACACACAUCCGAUGCCAAACCGCGGACAUCGAGUGAUCGUUCGCGCCGUCGGUGUUGUGUAAACUGUGGCACAACUGACGCACAGAUGUGUCGUACGAAUGAUGUGGAGGAAUAUGUCUGUAAGAGCUGUGAUCUCAAUAAUAGGUCGCAUAAUAAGUCACAAAAAACAUUCAAAUGCAAUGAAGAAGAUUGUGGAUUUUAUAGGUUUGGCUGCACUAAAGCCAAUGAACCUGAGCUCAUCAGUCAUAACAAUUACUGCAUCAAAAACCGCAUAACAACUGACCAAUCGGUGCCCAAAGCGAUGGCAACAUUAUGUUCAUUUAAAUGCGAUUAUAAGGAUUGUUGCGGAAUGUUUGCCACCGAAGAGAUAAUGAAGAAGCAUAAGAAGGCUGUUCAUCAAAUGCCCGAUCAGUUGUCGUUGACUCAAGAACUGCCCGCUGUUUCCAUUGAUAACACUGUGAGUAAAGUAUUGUCCAACGCUUCCAGUGAUCGUACAAUAGCUGAAGCGAUUCCAAAUCUUAACCUUAUUGUCAACGCAUCCAAUGGUGGUGUAAGCGCUGAUGAGGACAAUAGUAGCCGAUUAUGGGAUACACUGGUAAGAGUGGUCAGUCAGCCGCCAGCGAUUACCGUAACCCUCACCGACUCAGACAUGAGUGAUGUUAUUCCCGAUACGAUUCCAGCGCUCGACACCAGCGCCACGUCAGCCGGCGAUAAGUCACCGACCGGUCCAUUAGUGCCGCCGCCGUUACCGCCGCCCAGUUUUAUGACUGCACCACUUGUGUCGCCCUUUUCAGUGCUCUCUGAUAUGUCUUCAAUAUCAUCGACAGACACUCAUCAGAGGUAUCGUAUUCCUUCACUGACUUAUGAAGAGAUUGUGAAUCAGAGUUAUGACCGAUUGAAAUGCGAUUACGAAAACUGUGGCAAAAGUUUCUUCACUCAAAGCCGAUUAAAUUUACACAUUAGGCUAAGACAUGCCAUCAAAGACAACACACAGUUCGGGGAACCGAUCGGCAGAUCAUCUCAUGUCAGACACCAGUCAUUGAGUGCAGCACUCGAUGACAGACAACAGAUGCAAGUAAUCACUACCACUGAGCCAUCACUGGCGACAACCAGCACCACUUUCAAUCCCGACAGCCAAUCGCUGGACAAUAAGCGACAUAAUGAUUCGGACUCUGAUAUCGAACUCAUUGGUAGAGUUCCGGCGCCCAAACGGCCCGCACGUAACCGAUCGCCCGUUGAUAUCAAGCCAUCGCUCAUAGAUUCCAUACCUCUGGUGCCGGAAAUAGUCAACCGAUCGCUGAUUGACAUAAAGCCCGUGAUAAACACCAGCCCUCCGGAGUCGUCAACUGUCCAUAACUCACCUCUCGUUACAACAACUACUGGUGCCGGUAAUGAGCGCUCACAUGAGUUAGGGUUGGAUAUACACCGCUGUCCUGAAAGUAAUACUAGUAAUAAGGAAACACUGGUUCCGUCGACGACCACCACUACUGUCAUCAGUUCGGGCCCUACAGUGGCUUCCAGUGAGAAGCCAUACAAAUGCGAUAAAUGCGGUCAGAGUUACGGUCGCGACCGAGAGCUCAAACAACACCGGGAGCUCCGACACGGCGUACGCGAGCCGUACCGAUGCCAUCAACGCGACCGCCGGUACGACAAAGAGUCACAAUUGACGGCACACAUGCGGGACAAUCGCAGCGCGCGGGUCCGUCGCUACCGGUGCCCAUACCCGCAGUGCGACCGGCGGUUUAAAUCGCCGCGGCUUCUCGAGGAGCACCGUCUCAGAGCCCACUGUCCCUAUCGAUGCGAUUACAAGCCCUGCGACCGGAGGUGCGACACCAGUAUUAGCCUACGCGCGCACCGUCAGUCGUGUAGGUAUCGGCCCGAAAAGCCCCAAAGAACAUUCAAAUGCAAUGAAGAAGAUUGUGGUGAAAAUUUCAACGCAAAAGCGGAUCUAAUUCGACACAAACGUACUCAUCGUUUCGGGAGAGAAACCAGUUGUUCAUCUAGUCCAUCGAUGAGCUCGAAUACUCCACAUCUCCAUUAUAUGACGGCUAAACCGGAUGUCGUCGGGUGUGGCCAUAUCGGGCAUAUGGAAUGGUAUGCCAAACACAUAGGUCAUGUCAGUGGCGUGACAAACGCCCUUGGUGGCGAUGUCACAGUUACACAGUUUGGCCAUCACCGGGCUAACAUAAGUGAGCUGGUAGAAAUAAACAUUAUGCGCGUUCGCCUUAACGUUACGGGCAAACUGUUUGGCAAACAUAUAUGUGGGACACGUGAUAGUGAGAUGGCCUGUCAAGUCGUAAAAUGCCCACCGGAGGGCCGAUUCGCUGGAAGUGUUAACACCCUU